AUGGGCCAGAAAAUCUCAGGGAGCAUCAAAUCCGUGGACGUACGUGAACCUCCCUACCAAUCGGUGAAGCGAGACCUAAGGGGCCCCGACUUCUGCCGGCCGGCCCGCCUGGACCUGCUCUUAGAUAUGCCCCCAGCCCGGGCGGAGGUCCAGCACCAGCACGCCUGGAAUCCCGAGGACCGCUCGCUGAACAUCUUCGUGAAGGAGGACGAUCGGCUGACCUUCCACAGGCACCCCGUGGCCCAGAGCACAGACUGCAUCCGAGGGAAGGUGGGCCAUGCCCGAGGACUCCACGUGUGGCAGAUCCACUGGCCCACCCGGCAGCGGGGUACCCAUGCCGUGGUGGGGGUGGCCACCGCCGAGGCCCCGCUGCACUCGGUGGGCUACACGGCGCUCGUGGGCAGUAACAGCGAGUCCUGGGGCUGGGAUCUAGGACGCAACAGACUUUACCAUAAUUGUAAGAACCAGCCCGGCGUGACCUACCCUGCCUUCUUAGAGCCAGAUGAGGCAUUCGUGCUUCCAGAUUCUCUACUAGUAGUUUUGGACAUGGACGAGGGCACGCUCAGUUUCAUUGUGGACGGACAGUAUCUCGGUGUGGCCUUCCGGGGGCUGAAGGGGAAAAAACUCUACCCAGUUGUGAGUGCUGUUUGGGGCCACUGUGAGAUCACAAUGAGAUACAUUAAUGGACUUGAUCCGGAGCCCCUGCCCCUCAUGGACCUGUGCCGAAGAUCAAUUCGCUUUGCCCUCAGUCGGGAACGCCUGCAUGAAAUAGAAUCGCUGCCUUUGCCUCAGUCUCUGAAAAACUAUCUCCAGUACCAAUAAGAAGCCUGAAGCCCUUCUGGACUCAAAAUAGACUAAAGCAAUGCACCCGGCACAAUGAAUUGUUUACAUCAGAAGCAAAGUCUCA
This is a messenger RNA of Gracilinanus agilis (Agile Gracile Mouse Opossum), 907 nucleotides long. RefSeq names its product splA/ryanodine receptor domain and SOCS box containing 4 (gene SPSB4). Lineage: Eukaryota; Metazoa; Chordata; Mammalia; Didelphimorphia; Didelphidae. Gene Ontology annotation, biological process: proteasome-mediated ubiquitin-dependent protein catabolic process; intracellular signal transduction. The transcript is spliced from 2 exons. Gene Ontology annotation, cellular component: SCF ubiquitin ligase complex. Gene Ontology annotation, molecular function: protein binding. The record is from RefSeq and is a predicted model, not a curated record. The coding region runs from base 1 to 822 and encodes 273 amino acids.